Racocetra persica is the source of this 594-nucleotide messenger RNA. The record is from the annotation of a GenBank genome assembly. Lineage: Eukaryota; Fungi; Glomeromycota; Glomeromycetes; Diversisporales; Gigasporaceae.
AAAAAUUUAAAGAAUACACGAAUACUGAGGAAAUACUAUCAACAGAUAGAGGAAACUUAAAAAUAAAAGACAUUAAUGAAAAUGAUAAGAUUGAAAACAAAAAUUAUCCUAAAGAAACAAGGAGUGAUGUUACAAGGCUAGACAUUAGCAACAAGGAGUUAGAAGAAGAGUUAGACUUAACCGAUUUUAUUAAUCUAGAAUGGUUGAAUUGCCAAGGCAUUGCCUCUUUAGAAAAUUCCGAAAAACUAAGAGAAUGCUAUUUGUCGGAUAAUAAUUUCUUUCAACAAGAUUUAUCAACUUUCAGUAAGUUUACUAAUUUAGAAAAAUUGCGAGUUGGUAAUCAUGAUCAAAAAAAAAUUGAACCCAGCAUUUAUAAUCGUUUUAUUGGUUCUUUGGAGCCUUUAAAGGACUUGAAUAAAUUGGCAGAAUUAGACAUUAGUAAUACUGAUAUAGAUAGUGCCAAAGUUAGUGAUAUCCACGAAGAAUUAAAUCCUUUUGAAGAUAAGGAAUACCCUAAAGAAAGUAAAUGUUUAGGAGAAAUUGAUAAAGAUAAUAAAGGCAAAGAAAGAAAUAAAAUUGUUAAGUUGGAUAUUA